Messenger RNA from Acanthosepion pharaonis, 1224 nucleotides. The record is from the annotation of a GenBank genome assembly. Lineage: Eukaryota; Metazoa; Mollusca; Cephalopoda; Sepiida; Sepiidae.
AUGUUUCAUCGUCACUCUAUAUUCGUUAUUCCAUCUAUUCUUCCAUUAUUCAAUUUUGGUUUCUUUUUUUUAAUCAGAAGUUUUUUCCACCUUCUAUCUUUUUCUAUUUUAUUUUUCUUUUUUUCAUAUUUAGCAUUUCAUUCUUUAACCCCCACCCCUGAUUUCCUUCUCGUUGAUUAUCUUUUACUUAUUCUUUUUUUUGUAUUCAUUCACGUUUUUUGUUUAUUUUAUCUUCGUUUUUACUUGAGUUCUUUUGGCGUUACUUUUUAUUUUAUUUUUCUUUCUUUUUCAUUUCUUUCUCUCUUUUUCAUUCCUUAUAACCGCAUUCUUUACAUCCUUCUUUCUUUCUUUCUUUCUUUCUUUCUUUCUUUCUCGUUCAUUAUUUCCCCAUUCUUUACCUUUUUCUUUCUUUCCUUCUCACUCGUUAUUUCCUCAUACUUUACAUCUUUCUUUCCUUUACGUCUUUGUUUCUUUGUUGCUUUCUUUCUUUCAUCCUCAUUCUUAUCUCCUCUUUCUUUUUUCUUUCUUUCUCAUUCGUUAUUAACUCAUUCUGAACGUUUUUCUUUCUUUCUUUCUUUGUUUCUUUCUUUCUCAUCGUUAUUAACUCAUAGUUUACAUCUUUCUUUGUUUCUUUCUUUACUUCUUCGUUUGUUUCUUUGUUUGUUUGUUUCUUUCUCGUUUGUUAUUUCUUCAUACUUUACGUCUUUUUUGUUUCUUUGUUGGUUUCUUUCUUUCUUUCUUUCUUCCUCAUUCGUUAUCUCCUCAUACUUUACGUUUUUAUUUCCUUCUCUCUUUCUUUCUCAUCCAAUAAUUCAUCAUUUUAUUUUGUUCUUAUUUCCUCUUUCUUAUUUCUUUCUUUCUCAUUUGUUAUUAACUCAUUCUGAACGUUUUUCUUUCUUUCGGUUUCUCUUUCUUUCUUUCUUUCUUUCUUUCUUUCUUUCUUUCUUAUUCUAUCAUUUUCUCUUUCUUUCUUUCGUUCUUUCUUUCUUUCUUUCUUUCAAUCUUUAUUUCUUCCUUUUGAAUUACUUACUAUUUAUUGUUUUCUUUUUACGUUUAAACGUUUUCACUGCGCUCAUUUUCCAGCUAAUCCACCAUUUUUUUUUACCAAAGUUACUUUUUCUUUCUAUUUUGGGAAUGUCGUGUGGUGUGCAGCGAACAGGCUUUGAUAUUGACAGACUUGUUAUCCAAUGGAAAAUAAAACAAACAUUCCUCUUCCGACUUUAA